Molecule: messenger RNA, 3997 nt
Organism: Chara braunii
Lineage: Eukaryota; Viridiplantae; Streptophyta; Charophyceae; Charales; Characeae
Source: the annotation of a GenBank genome assembly
CGAAGCGGACAGCAGGGAGGAAGAGUUCGGAAGAAGAUAGCCGACCAGGAGUGGCUCGGCGGAGAGAGGCGGCGUAUCGAGAAGGUGGCGAUGGCGGCGGCUUCGACCAUCACUCGCAUAGCCAUCGAUCCGGGUACUUCUUCGUGUGCGGUCGCGGUGAUUGGGAGCGAUGGGAUUGUCCACGUCAUACCCAACGAAUUCAGAGAGCUGUCAACGCCGUCUUUUGUCACGUUCACGGACAAAAGCCGUUUAGUGGGGCAAGCACAGAAGCAAGCUCGGCGGAUCCCGGAGAACGUGCUGUACGAAGUGAAACGACUGAUCGGGCGAGAUUACGACUCCAUCACCGAGGAGCUUCGGUGGUGGCCGUUCAACGUCAAGCGAGGGUUACAGGGCGAGGUCCGAAUCGAGGUAAGAAGUCCGUUCUUGUCCUGGCUUUCUAAGGAGGAUGGAGACGAGAGUGGGCCUGAGGAUGCCUCGACAGCAGAGCAGAGAGGUGCCACGCUGUUCGCCCCGGAAGAGAUCCUAGCGAUGCUGUUGGCCAAGAUGAAGAGCAUGGCUGAAUCUUUUCUCCAUUGCGGCAGUUUAUGCGCUGCUACCAUAGCUGUGCCGUCUUUCUAUAACGACCGACAGCGAUCUGCGACGAAAAUCGCGGCCCAGAUUGCAGGCUUCACGGACGUGGAAUUCGUGAACGAGGCUACUGCCGCCGCUGUGGCGUAUGCUCACGACAACGGCAUGCUGUCAAUGAGCAAAUGUGGUCCUCGUCAAAGACAAAACGGUCACUCCAAGGUAUUAAUUUUCUCCCUCGGCGGUGGAAGCCUGGACGUGGCGCUUGUUUCGAUCGGCGAUGGGAGGUUGACGGUAGAUGCCGUGGACGGCGAUACGUGUCUCGGAGGCAAGGACUUCGAUGAAGAGAUAAUCGAACUCAUAGAAGAAGAAUGGGUCAGCAAGUUCGGUAAGCCCCUCGACAGCAGAAAAGGUACGGCGCUGAAGUUGAAGAUUGCGAGUGAGAGAGCGAAACGAGACCUCACAUCGCUCAGGAAUGCGCUCAUUGAGAUUGAGUUGUUCGACGGCCAAGAAAAGCUGGUACUGAAUCUGGAGCGGGAAGUGUUCGAGCGAAGGUGCAGACCGUUGUUCGAUCGGUGCUUGGAAUGCUUUUUGCGUGUGGCACAGAAGCAGACUGAACCGCAAGAAGUGCAGGCAGUUGUCCUCGCAGGGGGAUCCACACGCAUUCCCGAGAUCGGCCGCAUGUUGAGGGUGUUCUUCGACAAGGCGCCACAGCCCCUCGCCUACCAAGAUGAAGCUAUCGUGCGCGGCGCGGCACUCUUCACCGCGUGUAGGGACCAGAUUUUGGACAACAUAUAUCCGAGGGGUAUUGAUUUCAAGAUACAGGGGGAUUCAAUUUGGAGUACUGUGUUUACCAAGGAUGGGAAUGUACGAGUUUCACCCUUCUCCUUUCGGAUUAGCAAUUAUCGUGGUGAGGAAACUGAUUUGGACAUAUUCGAGGGGCGCCAGAAUCGAAUGGGCAAGUUAAGAAUGGUGGACGAGGAAGUGUGCGGGGUGCUUGAGAUGGACGAGUGUGGAAUACUUGUUCUCCGAGAAUCUGGUCGAUCCACGGUCUCGUUGCACAAAAUAGGGCAAGCUAGGGAUGAAGAAAUCGACCGCUGGAAGCACCGGGCCCAGGAGAUGAUUGAGUUGGAAGCGUGUAUUGAGCAGAUGAGCAGGGAGAAGUACGAGUGGAUGAAAUACACCGGGGAAGUUGACAAGAGAAAGCUUGAGUGUCCAAACUGGCUGCGGGAUGUCAUAUGCUCGUGCAGGAUUGAGGUGGAGGGAUGGCUUGAGGGAGCGGCAGGCGAUUGCAAGCGGAGGAUUGGAAAGUUUAGAGAGGGAUUCGAGGAGUUCAAGAGGCUGUGCGAGUUGGCGUUGGGGGAGGCGUGGGCCAGAUCACUUUCAGGUAGGAAACUCUUUGUCGCUUGUCGAUUGGAGUCCGAUUAUAUCGACGAGCGUUUGCGGCUGCUUCUCAAGAACGAGGGCGACGACCAGGGGGCCUCCGAGAGCAGCAGCAGCAGCAAAUUGUUCCCACUGAGUGCCAAUCUCUGCGACAUCAUCGCCUUCGUGCCGGAUGACAAGCUUAGUGCCGCGCGGGAGCUGAUUGCAAGGACGGGGAACACUAUUGAAGUGGCAACGCGCCAUAGCUACGAGCCACCGGAGUGUCUCAGGGACCAAGGUUUUACCUACGUGCUGGUCCGAAUGAGCGGAGGCAAGCCGGGAUGGAACGAGGUCGCGGGUAACUUAGUCAAAAUGUCUGUGCAAGCCGGUCUUUUUGUCAUAGUCUGCGUCGAAGACCAUCUCGAUGCCGACGACAGCAGCGACGAUCAGUGCCACGAUGGCAAUGAUCGACAAGAACCUCAGUGGCUAGGACAACUUCAGGAUCUCAUCCGGCAGGUUGGCAGCUAUUGGAGGAACAUUAUUCUGGCGUACCAACCGGCUUGGUCGAAGACAAGUCCUUGGACGUUCGGAUCGUCUGCUACGGAAGAUGUGCUCAGGGUGGCUCGACAUUUACGACAAGCUGUUGUUGAUUCGCUUAACCAUGGCGCAGCUGCCGCAACGAGGAUCAUCUUCGAGGGAGAAGUGAGUGAGGACAUCUGGCACUCACUGCCGAAGCUCAGGGUGAUCGACGGAUUUCUCCUUCCAGGAGACUUCCAAGAUUCUAUCAUGGUUGACAAGCUCGGUGGAGCGAGGGAUGAGCGGGGGGGUAAAUUUAUAAUUUGCGGCCAUGCUGAUGAAGGUGCGGUCCUCGGGGAAUCUGUGAAAAGUGCGUUGUCCCCGGUCUUGUCGAAGCUCGAACGGUCAGAAGAGGACGUGUCGAUUAUCAUCGCGGACAGAUCGGACGAGCCUAUGACGGAAAACGAAGUGCCGAGAGGGAAGGUGCUUGCCAUUUGGAAGCCCCAAGAAGAGCAUAUUGAUGUGGUGGAGGUACAGCUUGAAGGGCUAAGGAAGACGAUGGAGGAAAGCAAUGCCAGGUGGGAGGACGUGUUCCUGGAAUACAGACCUGCACCGGAUGAUUAUAGUAAAGAAACUCUAUCGCAGGUGGUGGGUGAUGCUCACAGUCAGAUCCGGAGAUGGUUUUUGAUGCACGGGAGCCUUGAAGACGCGCGAAGGGUGCGCAUCAUCUGUUUUCUGGAUGAUCAGAUAAGCGCCAAGACACUUCAAGAAAUCGCUGCACUGCCGAACGUUGACGGGAUAAGCGUGCGUCUUACUGUAACAGGAUCAGUCUUCGAAAGUUCUCUCAGGGAAAUGGAGCGAAACAAUCAUGGAGCGAGAUCGCAUUCAGGGAAAGCAACUUCAGCGAGAUCCAGUCGGUCUGGGUGGAAUGCGUUGAAGGCAAGUUUAUCAAGAGUGAAUAGUGGGCGACGAGGCCUUGCUAUUUUGAACAAUUCCUCGAAGGCAAAGUAAGCACAAACGAGGAAAAUUGAGCAGUUAUCCGAUUGUGAUACUUUUUACUUCACUUUUAAGAAGGUAUGUCGUGCUUAUCAGUUCGAAGUCGACAGAUUCAAUGAAAAUGUAUCAUCACAUAAUGACAUAUGAUUCAAUCGUGACAAUUUUUUUAUUUUUUUUUACUUUGUUUUUUUUUCGCUAAGCCCUUGGAGAGUUUAGACUCUAAGCUCGUUAUCUUACUAAUGCAACCUAAAUUUUAAUGGGACUUAGCUUCUUCUAUUAUUGUUUGAGUGUGCAUAAUGGACUGCUUAUAAGAGUGUGCCUAUCACUUUUAUUCUCAUGUUAACUUUUGUAUCGUGGUACAAUUUGAUCUUUCCAUGCAUCCAUUCAGACUUUUGUUAUUUUAUUAUUACAUUAUGUUAUAUGUGUAUUUUACAACUUUUCACUCUUAUGAUCUUAGAUUUACCAUGUUUCUCCUUCAUUUCCAAUGUUGUUUACGCUUGAAAAAUUCCUCAAAGGCAAAGUAAGCACAAGCGAAGAAAAAUGAAUAGGCUAUCCAAUU